Messenger RNA from Micromonas pusilla CCMP1545, 1746 nucleotides. RefSeq lists its product as uncharacterized. The record is from RefSeq and is a predicted model, not a curated record. The transcript has a single exon. Gene Ontology annotation, cellular component: nucleus; cytoplasm. Bases 1 to 1746 code for a protein of 581 amino acids. NCBI's taxonomy places the organism in Eukaryota, Viridiplantae, Chlorophyta, Mamiellophyceae, Mamiellales, Mamiellaceae.
AUGGGCGACGACGCGCGACUCCCGACCCUCGCGACUCCCGACGCGGAGCUCGCGGAGGCGCGCUUCUUUCUCUCCGGGUGGACGCUGACGCGCUACGCGGAGCGAUACCGACGCGAGCAGCGCGCCACGACGACGACGACGACGACGACGACGACGCCCGCGGAGAGGUUCGAGCGCUCGACGCGCGAGGGCGACGGCGUGACGCCGCCGGAGCCGGACGUCGAGCUCGACGUCGAGCUCGACGUCGACGUCGACGUCGGCGGCGGCGCGUUCGGGUGGACGCCCGCGGGGCCGCCGACGACGCCCGCGCAGCGCGGCCGAGCCCGACGCCCUCGCGCGAGACGACGCCCUCGCGCGAAAGGCGUCUUGACCAUCCCUUCCUGCGCGACCGUGGGGCAAGCGUUGCGCGAGCUCGCCGCCGCGGACGUCCUCGCCGCGCCCGCGAUCGACGCCGCGACGGGGGACUACGCCGGGUGGAUCUCGUGCGGCGGCCUCGUCGCGCAGAUCCUGCGACAGCUGUACCCCGCGCUGACGGACCCGACGCUCUUCGCGCAAGACGACGUCGAGGCGGCGGUGGAAGACGCCGCCGACGACCAAGACGCGAACGCGAUGUGCUUUCGCGAGGCGUUCGACGUCGCGGCGUCGCGCGCGAGCGCGGAAGCCCGCGGAUUGUGGUCGAAGCUCGCGCGCGUGGGCGACGACGGCGACACGUGCUACGUCGGCUUCGCGGACACGACGCUGUUAGAUUUCGUGAGCAGAGGACUCGACGUUCGCGCGGCGGACAGGAAGCGAAUCGGCGACUUCGAGCCGUGUCACCGCAUCGGCGUGUUCGCCGAGCGCGAAGACGCGAGAGCCGCGUGCGAGGACCAAAAAAACGUCAAAGCCGGAGGCGUUUACGCGAAAGCGGAGGGCGCGGCCGUCGGCGGCGGCGGCGACGGCGACGAUGACGGCGACGACGACGACGACGACGACUCGCUGGAUAUCACCCUGGCGGACAUGCGUCCGAAGUGGAUCGCCGUCGUCGCGCAGCUCGACGUCGUCGACCUCAUGGUCGCGAACGAGGACCAGCUCGGGACGUACCCGCACGCGACGACGAUGCGGACGCUGGGAUUCGCAAACGCCACCGUCGGGGACCAAACCUGGGGCGUUUCCGCCGUUACGUCGGAUUUCCCCGUCGCAGGAUGCCUCGCGAUCAUGCGCAACGCCGAGGUCAGCGGCGUCGCCGUGCUCGACGAGGAGAGGCGAUUCCUGGUAGGUUCGCUGUCCGCGUCGGACGUUCGACGCGUCGUCGACGCGGACGAUCUCGCGCGAGCGCUCGAGGAGACAGCGUUGGAAUUCCUGAAGACGCGCGUCUGGUCGGAGGCGCGCGGGAAGCCGCCGAAGAAACCCCCGGGCGCGGACGCCGACGCGGAGGAGGAGGAAGAGGAAGAUGCGCCGGGAAAAGUCCUUAAGAAACGGCGUUCACCUCGCGAACGCGGUCGUAUGGGAACCAGUGUACAGGAGGAGGAAGAGGAAGAUGGAACGUCAACCGACGCCGCGAGAUGGCGCUCGAGGGUCGUCACGGCGACGCCGGACGCGUCGCUGAUGAGCGUCAUGCGCAAGAUGUCCGAGGCGAGGGUUCACAGGGUGUACAUCGCGGACACGCCGUACUCGCCCCCUCGCGGCGUGUGCACGUGCACGGAUGUCAUGAGAAUCUUCGCCGUGGAUCCCGGGUCGCCGGAGGGAAGCGCGAGGCUGACGUGGUGA